Lymnaea stagnalis (great pond snail) is the source of this 6496-nucleotide messenger RNA. Lineage: Eukaryota; Metazoa; Mollusca; Gastropoda; Lymnaeidae. The record is from the annotation of a GenBank genome assembly.
AUACACACAAAUAUUCUGUGAUGAAGAUUUUGUCCUUUUCGGCUUUAUGUUCGCGGUUAUUUACGGUAAUUUGAAGCUGGUUUAUUUUGGUUCCGAUUUCAGAACGUGCAUCUUUUAAGUAUCUUACCCUAAAACAGAAUUUUUAUAAUACGAUAAAGAUGGGGAAACUAGCGAAACCUCAACGAAGUAAAAAGCAUAAAAAACUUAAGGCUGUUGACCCGUUUUAUCAUGGAAGCAGGAAAGACAGGUAUGACCAUUGGCAAUUGACUUGGACUUACUGACUUACUAAGUUACUAAGUUACUUCACUAACUCCAGUUAAGUCUACUCUACUCAAAGUCAUUAGUUUAGCCAGCUCAUUAGUCAUUAGUAUUAGUAUUAGUCAUUAUUAGCCACUCAUGAUUUAAGUCACUCACUGUCUCUUAAGUUACACUUUCACUUAGUUUUAACUAAUAUUACUAAUAUUAAGUCAUUUAAAAUGUUAACUGUGUAUAGCUUACAGUUACAGUUACUGUUACAGCACAUGACUUACACAGUAAGUUACUUACACUUACAUGAUUAUAAAUUUACACUACCACUACACUGUUUCGACUCAGAGAAACAUGGGUCUUGACAGGUUUUUUGAAAGAAAUUUGCCUCUCAAAAAAAUUUAAUUGUCCUGCUACCAAUGUUCCCUCUAAGGUUUGUUGGUUCGUGUGCAAAGUUUUACAGCAUCAAUUUUUUUGUGUGCAAAAUUUUACAGCCCACAGACACACACACUUAUAUGGAAAUUUGCUGCGCGAGACUCAAAACUGCGUCUGUGAGAUAGCUUGAAGGGAAAAUUGUCUGCUACUAAUUUUUGGCUCUUUUGACUAAUGACUAAUGAGUUUGCUGACCGCUGGCUUAGGACAAAAAAAAAGUUAAAGUCAAAAUUAAAUUCUUAAAAUUAAAUUUUAAAUACACCAGUGUCACUAAGACUGGGAUUUGAAUUGAAAAUCUGAAUCAAUCUACAUUUACAUCUCUGACAGUGGGUUCCAGUAUAACGAACAUAAUCUGUUCUGGAACAGUGCUCAUUAUGCAGGGAAUUUGUUAUGCCGAUUGCUAUUUCCCAUAGGUUCCCAUUAUAAAAAUUUGAUGCAAAUGAAUUUUUUUUAAAUGUUGAAACAUUGAUAAGAAUUUAUUUUAAAAAACAGGGACACACAUUACUCGGAUGACAAUAUUGGACAUUUUUAUUUACACUUUGAACACAUUCAUUAAUUCAAAACACAAGAAUGCCACAACACUCCUGUUACCCUUCAGAAUUAUUCGUAGUCAUAGUGAGCAGAAAAACCAUUUGUAAACUCGCAUAUUUAUUUUUUUCAAAUUUUUUUCUCACAUCCAUUUUUGUUAUGCAGAUAGUUCUUUACAGUGCUUUUUUUGUAAAAAAAAUAGGUGCCAGUACUCAGUGAUGGAUUGCCUAACUUUUAACUACCAGUUUGCACCUCGAUGCAAGCUAAAUCACAACUGCAAAGAUACUAAAUGUCUAAAACAAUUUUAUUUUAUAAUUAACCAACUUAAAUUGUUUUAUUAUUACUUUAUUAGUAUACCAUAUUAAUUAAUAAUAAACGUUAAAAUACAUGAAAAGUAAUAAUUUUUUCCCCACAUUGAAAAAGGUGCCGGUACGCCGUACCGGUGCGUACCGGCACAAAAAAAAGCACUGGUUCUUUAUGCAUUCUUUAUGCAAGGACCCACUGUAAUUUCUUCUCACUCAACUAGAAAGUGUCCGGAGAAGAAAUAUUUCUCUCUCUACUCCCCUCAAGUGUAAUCAAAUUAUUAAAUACAGUGGAACUCCACUCUAACUAAAAUUUGGAUAUAACACGUUCAUGGUAUGGCUCCAGAAAUUUUGUAUUUUCAUCAUUCACACAGGAAUUCAACUGUUUGUUUUUUUCAAAGUACCAUAAUUGAAAAUAUAGCAAAAAUAUUUUUAAAUUCUCAUAUGACAUAAUCACAAAUUCACUGACAGUAGACACAUACCUAGUCCACUGCAAUGUAUUUUAACAUGUAUACUUUUUCAUUGACAUGCAGUCGAACAGAAGGACUAAAUAAAAAACCUAAGAACUAUGAUCAAGAGGUUCCAAAGAAACUAAAGCAGCUUGGUUUCACAAUUGAUGGAGUAAGACAUGGCAAAGUUGGAAAGAACAGUGUAUACAAAUUCAGACACCACCCUGAUGGUCUGUAUAACAUAAAAAUAACAUGUAGGCCUAUUCAGCAAAAUUAAUUUAAACAUUUUUUUUUUCAUUACAAAAAUUAUUUAGAAUUCAUUUUUUAUGAUUAGAGCCUUGCUACUGAAGAAUGAUAUAUUAUAUAAUAUUUUCCAAUCUCAUUUGGGAAACCCCAAAAAUAUUAUAAAGAUGCUUUUUUUUCAAAGCUCUAAAAACUGAAUAUUGUGUACUUCUUAUUGAUUUUUUUUUUUUUUUGGUUGUAAAUUUAAUAUUUCUUUAUUUUACUUACAUUUAAUGCAACUUUUUAAUGAUUUAUUUUACGUUUAAAAAUUUAGUUCCACAAAAGUACAAAAACAAGUUUAAAUAUUUUGUACUUUUUAUUGAUUUUUUUUUUUUUUUGGCUGUAAAUUUAAUAUUUCUUUAUUUUACUUACAUUUAAUGCAACUUUGUAAUGAUUUAUUUUACGUCUAAAAAUUUAGCUCCACAAAAGUACAAAAACAAGUUUAGCACACCUCUAGGGUUAAAAUCUGACUCAAAUUUUGUAAAUAACAAUCUAAAGAAGCAGAAAGAUGCUACAGAAAAGCCCAAAGAGUCAAAAAAAAUUAAGAUAGGAAAGGUGAAGAUUUCAGAGGAAGCUGUCAAUAAAUACAUAGACAAUAUAACGCCAAGCAGACCUUUUGUUGAGAAUUUCCAAUUCACAAAGAAUCCAAAUGAGACAGAUGCAAAAUUUAUGAAGCGUGUCAAUGAAAAGACUAAUUGGGUACUCAGCAAGUCCAAAAUCGAUGAUAUGUUUGAUGUAAGAAAACAUUACUUUAACUUUUUUUUAUACAAUGAUUUAAUAAGUGCCUUUCUUUUUUUGUUUACUUACAAUCAAUAAGCUAAGAUAGGCUUAUGGCCUUAAGAUAUUGUUUCAAAUUUAGAAAACAGGAUCUCUUGUUCCUGUUAAUAAUCCAUCUAAAAAUCUAAAGGACAAUAUUUAUUUUGUUUCUCUUUACUUCAUUUCUUUCCUCAUAAUUUUACAUUGCAGAUUAGUGAUGAAAAGAAAAUUAUGAUGAAAAUUAGAACAACAAAGGGAAUGAGUGAAAAGAAAAAACAGUGAGCAUACUUGAAGCAGUUUAGUUUUUAAAACUUCACAGCCCUUUUUACAUGAUAGUUUGCCUUCAAUUAGCAUUUAAAACAUAUUUUUAGAACUAUUUCUCAACAAAAAUUAGCCUUUUUUCUGUUUAAGUGAAAACGGAACAAGCAUUAGCCAGUUUAUUCUGAAUUAAAUGGUUUAAAACACAACAAAAUUUAAAACUCUUUAUUUUUGUAGGCACAAUUUGUUAAUUGGAAAUGUUUUGGAUUCCUGAAUACUUUUUGGUACAGCUAUUUAAAAAUUGAUAUUAUUUUCUUUUAUUUUAUACCCAACAUCAAUUUUUUUUUUUAAAUUUGCUUUCUUUUGAUUUACUUAAUUUUCUAAAUUUAACUGAUUAAAUUUUUUUUUCAGGAGACUAAAAGAGAAGAAAAAGAAAAAAUUAGAAGCUUUGAAGGAAAAGAAGGAGGAAAAGAAAACCGGAUUUGCUGCUCUCCAAGGUAAUUUUGACUUAAUUUUAAGACUCCUUAAAUAAAAAAAGCUAACAUGGCAUGAGCACAGCCAAAUCCUGUAUAAGAAAUUCAACCAAAGACUGUUCUACCUCAAAAAACUGUACAAUUUCGGCGUAAACAAGCAAGUCGUUAACUUAUUCUACAGUGCAACUAUUUGAAGCCUGCUUAAUUUCAGUAUUACCUGCUGGUGUGGUAAUUCAUCGUCUGAUUUUACACACCCCAUAAACCGACUAAUCAAGAAAGCUAGAAACAUAACACAAACUAAACAUCCUUCACUUGAAGAACCAUUUGAUUGUACAGUUUUUUGUUUUUGUAUAGAGACAUUCAGCUGGAGAAAAUUUUCAUCGCACGAAUUGAUAAAGCUUGUAACUAAGUUGCGGUAUAAGCCUUAUUCCUCAGAUAUUAAGCCAAUGAUGGUGGUAUCAUCAGCAAAUUUUAAGAUUGGAGCGCUGUCACUUGAGCUUUGAAUAUCAUUUGUAUACAUUGUAUACAGUACAGAAGAGAUAAUGCAGCCUUGUGGUGCCCCGGUGCUUAUUUCUCUGGUUAGAGAUAAUAGGUUAUUUACUUUGACAUAUUGUGGUCGAUUUGUUAAAAAGUUCAGUAUCCAACCCUCAAUAUUUAAAUUGACACCUAGCGAGGAAAAUUUCUUUAUCAUAAGAAGUGGUUGGAUAGUGUUAAAUGCUGAUGAGAAGUCUAAGAAAAGCACUCUGGCUUAUGUUUUAGGACUGUCUAGGUGAUGGUAAAGUCUCUCCAACAAUAGUAAGAUUGUGUCCUCCGUACUUCUGGCAAGUUUGUAAGCAAAUUGGUGGGGGUCAAGUUUUUGCUGUACUUCAUUCAAAAUUUCUUUCGGAAUUAUUUUCUCAAAACAUUUCAUGACAAUAGAGGUAAGUGCAACAGGUUGUAAGUCAUUGUUGCACAUUACCUCAAAUAAGUAAUCUUAAAAAAAAAUUAUAAAACAAUUUUACUAUUUAUUUAACAUUAAUAUUAAAGGAUUUUAUAGGCACAUAUAUUAAGUGAACCUACUUUUCCAUAAGCAUUCAGAUUAAGUAUAAAAUGCUGUAAAGCAUUAUGCAGGUGUGUGCAAAAGUAUCCCUGCAUUAUGAAUGUAUUCAAAUUAAGAAACCUUGAUUUCUGCUCCCUCACCUCCUUUUCAGCGAUUAAAGUGGCUAUGAUGGUCACCUUUUUAUUUGAGAUAAGCACUAUAAAUAUGUAAACAUCCGUCACCUACUUUGGGAAAGUGGCCUUUUUUUUUUUUUAGAGAUGUGAAGCGUUUUUGUAUUUUGUAUACAUUAACUGUAUGUUUAUUUAUUUUUCGAUUACGAUACGUUAUUGAAUGAUUGUGGGGUCGUAAAGAACUAUUUUGAAUCGAUAUUGCGCUAUUUUGUGAGUUCUAUGGUGACCAGGUCGUUUAAAAUCAUAUUAGAAGUCAGUCUUACAGGUCACAGAGCUAGCUAUAUAUAUGGAUACCCCUUUUGCUAGAGCAGGGGUCAGGAAAAUUUUUGUGUGAGAGCCAUGGACACCACAUAUUUUGAAAAGUAAUUCCGUGAGAGCCAUACAUUAUGUUUAAAACUAAAAAUUCAAGUAAAUGUGUGCAUUUUGUGUAAUUUCACCACUAAAAAUGCAAUAAUUAUGUCUCUGAAUUCUUUUUAAUAACAUUGUUAGGCUGUUGCUAAUCAAUAAUGAGCAUUUCUUACCAUUAAUGCAACUUUUUUUAUAAUCGAACAUUUGUCUGCGAGCCAGAUGCAGCCAUCAAUAGAGCCACAUCUGGCUCGCGCGCCAUAGGUUCCCAACCCCUGUGCUAGAGGAAAUCUUUGACAAUGCAACUGUAAAAAUUCACACAUUUAAUUUAUUUGACAGCUGAUAUUUCUAAUUUCUAUGUUUUUAUUUGAAAGCUGAUGCUAAUAUUUAAUUGUAUUUGCCAUCAUCUAGAUAAAGUUGAAUUUGGAGAGGUUGUUCAUGCUCCUCCUGUGUUAUCAGUGAGACCAAAGAAAGCUGUUGUCACAGAUGUUGACAGGGUAUGCUAAACUCUGUGUAAAGGGAUGUAUUUUAAGUAACUCUGUUUAGUAAUGCAGUGUUGUCACAACUAAAAUUAGCGGUUUUUAAUUUAUUGGGAUAUAUUUUAAGUACCAGUAAUGCAGAUUAGUCAUAAAUAAAAUUGGAAUUUUAAUGUACUUUUUUGUUGGAUUUACAUUAAUUUAAUUUCAUCGUAAAAUAGGUUUGUGAGAUGAUUUGUAUAAAACAGACUAUUAAGAUUACCGGUUUAUGUAAUAGCGAUUGUCAAAUACUGGAUAUCCAUUUUCAGCCUGGACUCAGAAUGCCAGAAUUAAAAGCUGCCUUUGAGGGCAAGAAGGAAGAGACAGAGAAACUGAUCAAGUCUCCAAACAGCACAGCAAAGUUGGAGAGACAAGUUGGGAAAUCAAUCAAAAGAAAGUCUUUGUCGUUAAGGCAGAAAGCUGUAGCAGAUGCCCAGAGAGAGAAAAUGAUAGAACAUUACAGGCAGUUAAAGAAAAUAAAAUAGAAUGAGUUUACCUCUUUAUUUUUUAUUAUUAUUUUUAUAAAACAAUAUAUUAAGCAUUAAAUUUAGAUUACAUUUUCUUAAAAGCUCAUUGAGUUUAUAAUAAGCAGUAAGCAUUCAUAACAAGCUGUUGAGUUACUGUUCAAGGGAUGUCUAGCUUUAGAUCAGUGGGAAAGUAUGGGCCUGCUUUUGGCUAAUGAGAUGGUCAAUGUCAGGUUA